UUGUGAGGUGGGCCGGAAGUGGGCCGGGGAGGCGGGAGGCCCAGCGGGCAAGAUGAAGCGGGCAGUGGACGAGAUGUUCCCUGAGGGCGCCGGGCCCUACGUGGACCUGGACAAGGCAGGAGGCAGCACGGGGCUCCUGAUGGACUUGGCAGCCAAUGAGAAGGCAGUUCAUGCAGACUUUUUAAAUGAUUUUGAAGAUCUGUAUGGUGAUGAUAUCCAGUGAGACGCCGUCCAGCAGUGCGUGUGGUCAUGUGCGUUACGAGGUGGUGUGGUGGAGUUCCUCAGAGGACAAUUUCAGAUAGUCCUAAAGAACUCAUGGAUGUUACUUGAAAUUAAGAGAUGGUUAACCAAGAAAGAGAAGGAUGGUUUUAACUAUCUGCAUGAGGCCCGCUUAUCUCUGAAUGUGACCAACUUUUGUCCUUCAAUUAAAAAGCGAUGUCAUACAUUUUUCCAAAGAAGACAUCCAAAUGGCCAACAGACACAUGAAAAAGUGCUCAAUAUCGCUCGGCAU
This is a messenger RNA of Neomonachus schauinslandi (Hawaiian monk seal), 511 nucleotides long. Its product is annotated as COP9 signalosome complex subunit 9-like. The transcript has a single exon. The record is from RefSeq and is a predicted model, not a curated record. Gene Ontology annotation, biological process: negative regulation of protein neddylation. Bases 53 to 223 code for a protein of 56 amino acids. Lineage: Eukaryota; Metazoa; Chordata; Mammalia; Carnivora; Phocidae.